AUGAUUCGUUGGUGCUCUAUCUUCGCGGUCAUUAGCCUCUUGGCCGCCAGCACCGUGGCCAGCCCAGUGGAAACUCUCUUCGAAAGGGACGACAAUGCAGGCCUUACCUGUAGCACCAGACAAAAUUGCAAGAGCUACUACAAAACCGGUCUCACGACAUGCGCCUCUGGCUACACGCAGCAGCACAUCGAGGCCUCUGGUACAACGGGAGGUUCGGCCUGCACAAAAAAAUGCACCAAAGACGAGGAAAAACAAUGUUUCGCCGAGAAAUGCAAGUACAAAACAUCUGAGUGUGACAAGUAUCCGGCAAGUGGAUUUUGCAAGGAUGCUCUUAAUUGGUGCGAGACACCGAUCAAGAUGGACAAGAGUAUCUGCACAGGACUCUAUAUGAGCGAGCCUGUGAGUUACGACGAAACGAAGGGAACAUGUGCUCCGGACAGCAGUCCAGAGGCAAACGUCUCAAAGCAUCUUCGCAUGAAGAUGGAGCGGGUCGGGUUGGCACUUUACAUGGAAUGCAACCCGGUUACCAUCGAUGGUGCGAAGUAUAUUGUGAAACAUGUCAAGACCAAAACUGGUCUAACUCGCUGCUCGAAAGUGGAUUACACACAACCCGCUCCCAUUAUGACUUGCGAAGCAUCCGAUAACCUGUGGCCUGAAAUUAAGGGUUAUGCCGAAGAGGCUUGCAAAAUUGCGGAACACCCUGUUGGAACGGAGACUCGGUUUGAAAGUCGCAAAGUUUAG
Molecule: messenger RNA, 741 nt
Organism: Penicillium pulvis
Lineage: Eukaryota; Fungi; Ascomycota; Eurotiomycetes; Eurotiales; Aspergillaceae
Exons: 1
Coding region: 1-741 (246 amino acids)
Source: RefSeq, a predicted model, not a curated record